CAUAAGAAAAAAAAAAACAUCUCAUAGCUUCUAACAUUUUUCAAGAUUUGAUCUCAAUGUCGUCAUCAGCUGUUCCUGAUUACUUGGGAGAUGAAGAUUUGACACAAGAAACAAGAGAUCUGAUCUCUUCUCUUCCAAGCGAGAAAGGGUGGCUGGUGAGCCAAAUGUAUCAAUUUCAAGGACGUUGGCACACACAAGCUCUCUUACAAGGACUCUUGGAAUGUCAAAAACACUUUCAGGCCAAAGAUUCGGACAUUAUCCUCGUCACCAAUCCUAAGUCAGGUACCACUUGGUUAAAAGCUCUUGUCUUUGCUCUACUUAACCGACACAAGUUUCCAGUUUCUUCGGGUGAUCAUCCUCUUCUGGUUACAAACCCGCACCUUCUCGUGCCCUUCUUGGAAGGAGUUUACUAUGAGUCUCCAGAUUUAGAUUUCUCCAAGUUACCUUCUCCAAGACUCAUGAACACACACAUACCGCAUCUUUCCUUGCCAGAGUCCGUUAAGAGCUCGUCUUGUAAGAUUGUGUAUUGUUGUAGAAACCCUAAAGACAUGUUUGUCUCCUUAUGGCAUUUUGGGAAGAAACUUGCUCCUCAAGAAACCGCUGAUUAUCCUAUUGAAAAAGCGGUUGAAGCGUUUUGUGAAGGGAAGUUUAUAGGUGGACCCUUUUGGGAUCAUGUGUUAAAGUAUUGGUAUGCGAGCCUCGAGAAUCCGAACAAGGUCUUGUUUGUUACUUAUGAGGAGCUGAAGAAGGAGACCGGAGAUACAAUCAAGAGAAUAGCUGAGUUCUUGGGAUGUGGUUUUGUUGGAGAAGAGGAAGUGAGAGGGAUUGUGAAGUUGUGUAGCUUUGAGAGCUUAAGUAGUUUGCAAGUUAAUAGAGAAGGGAAGUUACCUAAUGGAAUGGAGACUAAAGCUUUCUUUAGAAAAGGAGAUGUUGGAGGAUGGGGAGAUACUUUGAGUGAGUCCUUGGCAGAGAAAAUAGAUAGAACCAUUGAAGAGAAGUUUCGAGGUUCUGGUCUUAAAUUUUCUUGUUGAAUUAAUCUUGAAGACUUUUUUGUUAUGUUUUUGUUGUGCUUUAAUGAUGUUGUUGUUUUUUCAAUUUUGUGAGUUUUGUUUCUGCUGUCUAUGUUUUGUUGUUUUUUUUGUAUGAACAAAAAAAAAAUAAUGAUUUGCUUAUUAUAUA
Molecule: messenger RNA, 1179 nt
Organism: Eruca vesicaria subsp. sativa (arugula)
Lineage: Eukaryota; Viridiplantae; Streptophyta; Magnoliopsida; Brassicales; Brassicaceae
Source: the annotation of a GenBank genome assembly